Messenger RNA from Nematolebias whitei (Rio pearlfish), 2186 nucleotides. RefSeq names its product calpain 12 (gene capn12). The transcript has 22 exons. Lineage: Eukaryota; Metazoa; Chordata; Actinopteri; Cyprinodontiformes; Rivulidae. Gene Ontology annotation, cellular component: cytoplasm. The coding region runs from base 1 to 2154 and encodes 717 amino acids. Gene Ontology annotation, biological process: negative regulation of apoptotic process; proteolysis. The record is from RefSeq and is a predicted model, not a curated record. Gene Ontology annotation, molecular function: calcium ion binding; calcium-dependent cysteine-type endopeptidase activity.
AUGGCUUCUGACGACCAGGCUCCUCUGGGCUCCAUCGAGAACCCGAAAAAGUUUCUGGACCAGGACUUUGACGCUCUGCUGAAGGAGUGUCUGAAGGCCGGCAAGCUGUUUUCAGAUCCAACCUUUCCUGCUGAGCAGAAGUCCAUCGGGAUGCCUGAAGACCCAAAUCCUGGAAAGGCGAUCAAAUGGAAGCGACCCAAGGAGAUCAGUGGGGAUGCUGUGUUUGUGGAGGACACAGCUGGGACCAUGGAUAUCUGCCAGGGCCAACUGGGGGACUGUUGGCUGCUGGCGGCUCUGUCCUCUCUGGCCGUCCACCCUCAGCUCUUUGCCAAGGUGGUGCCGUCCAACCAAAGCUUGUCUGAUCCUUACGCAGGGGUCUUCCACUUCACGUUCUGGCAGUAUGGUGAGUGGGUGGAAGUGGUUGUGGAUGACAGGCUGCCAGUACGCGAAGGCCGUCUGCUCUUCAGCUACUCUCGCACCCGUAACGAGUUCUGGAGCGCCCUAGUGGAGAAGGCCUAUGCCAAGUUAACAGGAUCCUACGGGAGCCUGAAGGGAGGUAACAUCUCAGAGGGGAUGGAGGAUUUUACAGGAGGCAUCGCAUACUCUCUUCCUGUUACAGCGCACACGCCUGCAGUUCUCUGGAGGUCUCUGGGCGCUGCUUUGUCCCGAGGCAGCCUGCUCAGCUGCUUCAUCCAGGCUCACAGCUACCGCGAGGUUGGUCAAGUGACGGCAGACGGGCUGGUAAAGGGCCACGCGUAUGCCAUCACCGACACCGAUAAGGUGAAGAGGGGACUGGAUGAGGUUUUGUUGCUAAGGCUGAGGAACCCCUGGGGUUUUGUCGAAUUUUGCGGCUCCUGGAGUGACAAGUGUAAGGAGUGGGAUGACAUGGAGCAGUCAGAGAAGGAAAGAAUUGAGCUCAAACUACAGGAGGAUGGAGAGUUCUGGAUGAGCGUUGAUGACUUCAGCAGAACCUUCAACGUGGUGGAGCUCUGCAGUGUGAGUCCUGACUCCCUUGACGAGGAGGACACGUCCACCGUUCAGUCCACCUGGACCAUCAGUGAACACAAAGGCUCCUGGCUCCCAGGAAGCUCCGCUGGUGGCUCCCGCAAAUUCAACAAAUCCUUCUGGAAGAAUCCCCAGUUCCAGCUGGUGCUUCGAGAGCAAGACCAGGACGAGGAGGAGGAGGAGGAGGGCGAAGACGAGGAGGAUGAUGAGGACGAAAUUGAUGAUGGGGAUGAGGUGAUGACUGCAGAGGAGAAGAAGAAAGCAGAGAAACAGAAGCAGAGGGCCAAGCACUGCACAGUUCUGGUGGAGCUGCUGCAGAAAAACCGGAGGCAGAAGGAUAAAACAAACUUCCUCUACAUCGGUUUUCACGUCUACAAGGUUCCUCCUGAGCUGAAAGGCGCCUGUCUGAGCCGCAACUUCUUCAUGACGAAUCGGCCUGUGGGUCGUUCUGGGUCGUACAAAGCUCAGAGAGGUGUGUGGAGGAAGCUGCGCCUGGACCCGGGGAACUACAUCAUCGUGGGAUCCACGUAUCGAGCCAAUCAGCCUGGAGAGUUCUUCAUCCGCAUUUUCUCCAAGAUCAGAAACACUCUGGGAGGUCAGGACUUCACCUGCUCUUCUUCUUACCUCCCGCUUUCGGCCCCUCCUGUGUCCCCGGAGGAUCGCACCAACGUUAAGAGCACUUUUGAUGAAAAAGCCGGCCCUGACGACAGGCUGGAUGCUAAUGAGAUCAUGAAGCUGUUCAACUCAGUUGUGGCUAAAGAUCUGCCCCUGGACACGUGCAGACAGAUUAUUUUUGGAGAAGAUACCGAGGGCCGCUCCAUGCUCAGCCGUGAGCAAGCAGAAACCCUGAUGUCGGAUCUGCGCAAUCUACAGUCCAUUUUCAUCAAGUUUGAUGAGGAUUCUUCUGGGACCAUGAACCCCUUUGAGCUCAGCCUGGCACUGGAGGCUGUUGGAAUGCGGUGUGACAACAAAGUAAUUCAGCUACUGUCUGAACGCUUCGCUGCUGGAGAGCUCCAACUGCCUUUCCACAGCUUUGUCUCAUGUGUCGUCAGGCUGCGCAAGCUUUUUGCUUUGUUUCAAGCAGAGACCAACCAGGAGGUGAAAGGCCGAGGGAUCAACGCUUGGCUGCUUCAGUUUCUGACGUUGUAAACAUGCUGCAAAUGAAACAAGACGAGUUGCAG